AGGCAAACGCCCCGGAGAUGGCAUCACGCACAGUCGUCAUAACGUAUCCAUCGGUUAUUACCAGCUGGUAAUACCGGAGCAGCGACUCGUCAAUAGGAAAAGCAGGACACGGACACAGACGGAAGGAGACAGACAGUAGAGGGGCUGGUAGGCGUAUCGCCUCCCGGGACAAACCGACGCACUGUGUGAAAGUGACUGCAGGAGGGACGUAGAGGCUCACCGGCGGAUCAGAGUGCUUUGUAACGGCCAGGAGGGGAGAAAGGACAGGAAUGAUUUGAUGCUGGUUUCCUAGCGGGAUUUAUCAUAUAGACAGCCUGCACUUUUCUCCGGAGCUUCUCCGUGGAUAGACCGACACGAGAAGAACAGAUAGAUAGGUCAAGACAAAGUCACUUCUGUGGCUGGAGAGGAGGGGACGCCCGUUUACCAAGCCUCUCUGAUUCUGCAGUUUAUUUUUUAACCAGUUGUUGUCAAAUUGACCAUGUUCUUACCUUGAGACGGAUACACAGCAACCAGAAAGGAUUACUGUCCUACAGCAGAGUUUAAACAUGUUGAGAUGGGAAUGAGCCAAAUGUGUUGGUGCAGGAAUGACAGCUGCUGAAUGGGGACCAGAGAGCAUCUGUAGGGGAGUUUACACCGGCUGAGUAGCCCAAAACGAAGACCGUGCCCGGUUUCACCGUGUAGCCUGAGACGUUUCCUUACUAUACACACUCAGUGCUUUUUCUCUAUUCAGGACACACGUUCCCAGAUAUAUUAACCUCCGACGGCUGUGCGUUUUUCUUCACAUCACCGAUUAACGGAGUCUUAAUGGAAACGCUGAGAGCUCACAUAGGGACCAAAUGAGUGCGCAACGCGGCUGUGCGCCGGUUUAACGGCGUUUUACCACGCUUACAGUACCGUCCCAGGGUUCAGUGGUGGACACCGGAUUGCUGUAGGUUAUCAGCUGCCACCGGUCGUGUACCUGCAUCGGGCUUUUAAGGCAAACUCCAAAGGAACUAAAUUGAAACGCCUCGCGUGCCCCAUCACCUCUCAAGGAUCCCUGCAGGGCGACCAGCGUUGCGCGGUAGACAACCAAAAUAAAAGUGGAUAUCAUUACUUAUUUGGUUCGUAACUUAUCUGUCCAGGAGGAGGAUGAUUUAACAUAUUAUUUGCUCCAGAGCUCUUCAUCUGGCUUUACAAGAGAAGGGGAGAACGGAGGAGAAACCGCCUGUACUUAACCGGCGAGGAGGAGAGAGAGGCACGCAGGUCUUUGGAUCUAUAUCCCCGGGCCAUCUUUUCAGUGCAUCUACCAGUCACAACCAUGUAUCUUCAUGUUGAGUCCUAAUAAAUCACAGCAGACCACAUAGAGUUGCCCUGCUCCCAGUGGAGGAUAAUGGAACGGCUGUGGUUCUCUUUGCUGUUGCUGGCAGCAGCAUGCAGGGGACAGCCGUGUCCGAAACGCUGUAUGUGCCAGAGCCUUUCUCCAUCGCUCGCUAUCCUCUGCUCCAAGACAGGCCUGCUGUUUGUUCCGGCUGCUAUUGACCGGCGCACCGUGGAGCUACGGCUCCAAGAAAACUUUAUUACAGCUGUCCGAAGAAAGGACUUUGCCAACAUGACCAGCCUGCUACAUCUGACCCUGUCGAGAAACACCAUCAGUCAGAUCCUCCCUUCAGCUUUCAGUGACUUGCGACGACUGAGAGCACUCCAUCUAGACUCUAACAGAUUAACUGUUAUCAAGGAUGACCAUUUCAAAGGCCUGACCAACCUCCGUCACCUGAUCCUCGCCAGCAACCAGAUUCACUCCAUAUCUGCUCAUGCCUUUGAUGACUUCCUGUCCACACUGGAGGAUCUCGACCUCAGCUACAAUAAUCUUGCCGAGACACCUUGGGACAUGAUCGGGCGCCUCACCAAUGUCAAUACCCUAAAUAUGGAUCACAACCUCAUAGAACAUGUUCCCCAAGGUGUAUUCACAAACCUACACAAGCUAGCCAGGCUAGACAUGACAUCCAACAAGCUGAAGAAAAUCCCCCCGGACCCUUUGUUCCUGAGAAUUCCAGUUUAUGCUAAGUCCAAAGGCUCCCCCCUCACCUCCCUGGUGUUAAGUUUUGGUGGCAAUCCCCUUCACUGUAACUGUGAACUUCUGUGGUUGAGAAGACUGACCAGAGAAGACGACCUUGAGACAUGCGCUUCUCCCCCUGACCUCAGUGCCAAGUACUUCUGGACCAUUCCUGAAGAGGAGUUUAUUUGUGACCCACCAGUUUUGACCCGUAAGUCGCCACAUACAGUGUCUAUGGAAGGCCAACAUGCAAGUUUAAAGUGCAAAGCGAAUGGUGAUCCAGAGCCUGAAGUUCACUGGAUCAGCCCUGAAGGGCGACUCAUAUCUAAUGGCACCAGAACGUUGGUUUUCCCUAAUGGAAGCCUGGAGAUUAAUGUAACAGUCCUAAAGGAUUCAGGUAACUUCACCUGCAUUGCCUCAAACGCAGCAGGUGAAUCAACGGGCAGGGUGGAGCUUGUUGUGACGGCAGUGCCCCAUCUGGCAAACAGCACGAGCCGCAGUCGCGACCCUUCCUCUGAACCGGCCCCGUCUGACAUCCUAACCUCCUCUAAGGUUGCCCUGCCUAACAACGAGACACGAGGGGCCGACCGGAGGGUCUCAUUGGUGGAACUGACAGGAAACUCUGCCCUCAUUAGAUGGAGCAGUCAGAUGCCUACAACUGGAGUCAGGAUGUUCCAGGUCCAGUACAACAGCUCUGGAGAUGACACACUUGUUUACAGGAUGAUUCCGUCCAGCAGCAACGACUUCCUGGUUCGGGACCUCGCCCCCGGACGCAACUACGAUCUCUGUGUCCUGUCCGUGUUUGAGGAUGUCGUCACAUCACUGACUGCAACACGUCCUUUGGGCUGUCUUUCGUUCACCACGGACACAGAGUUCAGCCAGUGCCAAGCAUUGCACAGCCACUUCCUGGGUGGCACUAUGAUCAUCAUCAUUGGAGGGAUUAUUGUUGCAUCUGUGCUGGUUUUUAUUAUCAUCUUAAUGAUAAGAUACAAGGUUUACAGCAACCAAGGGGCAGGCCCCGGAAAAGCAGCCAUUGCAGCGACUGCGCCAAGACCUCAGAGCAAUGGUCAAGGAGGAGGCGCACAGGUCCAAGUCCUCCCUCACUCUGCCUCAAAAAUACCUGACAGUCAGGACGACCAAGCGAUGGCGCCCUCCAGGGCCAUGUCGCCUAGCAACACUCUUAGAGACACUGUGGCAUUGGUCGAGGAGGCGAGCUGUGGACGGGGCAUAAUGACAAGGACUGACUCUUUGGCCAAUGAUGAGUUGCUCUCGCCCACCAAGUCCCGCUUCUCCUCCAGGGUCGCCAUUGAGAUGAAAAGCAGGCCGCCAUCUGUCGCCAAAGAGCCCACCUCCCCCAAGGAACCUGCAGCAGCAGACGACAGGCGGCCUCAUAGUGUCGUAUGGAGAGACUUUAAGAUCUGAAGGUCUCUCGGUCUCACAAAGAGAGUGCACCAACACUACAAAAAAAGAAACCCUGAUGAUGUUGUUCUGAGUGGCAGAAUUGGAGAGAAGCUGGUGAAAACACAAGAAAAAAAAAGGCCCUAUAGCCCCCCUCCCGUAUCACCUGUUUACUGUGCCCUUUGUUUCCAUAAGUACCAUGGGGUCAGACCUGUACUGUCUGGUUUACUUUUUGCUGAUUUUGGUUCUCAUGUCUGGAUUGGACGAUCGUAUCAAGGCCCGCUGUCUGUUUGCCUGCUGAUUGGCCUCUUGCUACCGGAUCCGGCUGACAGUGUGAUCAUCAUUAAUCCGUUUUUAAUGUAACGGCACGCACUGAAUGCUGAAUUUUCCACUUGAAUCAUUUGUAUCAGUGUGAAAGUGGAUACAAUGGGCGUAGAUAAUUUAAAAAGAAAACGAAAAAAAAAGACUUGACAUGAUUAUGGACGGAAACUAUGAAUUAACUUCUCCCCAUCUGGAGCAGCAUCAACAGACACCCAACAGAUGGUAAAAACAGACUGAGAAUAUAUGGCUAAACAGUCAAAGUUGGAUGCAUAGAUAAUCGCACACAACCUGGAUAUACAAUAUGUUAGACUGCACAAACAGAACGCAAUUAAUAUCACACAAAUGGAUAAAUGGAUCCUGUUUUGGAUAUGGACAUUAAAACAAUAUCAGCGCACUCUUUCUGCACAUAAGGAACUCUCAACAUGGCUGGCUGUAGAUGGCUCAACUUUUGUAUUCCAUGUGAAAUAAUGGAAUAAUGAAAACUGAACUGUGCUGGGCUGAUCCGAACUACACUGAACUGGAGCUGGAUUUGAACCUUGACUAAAUCCUGUUAUCAAUCAGAAGUCUGUUUCUGGAAAUCAGUAUAUAACAAAAACCUGAACUGAAGUGGACCCAGAUCUAGAAAUGUACACUGGUUAAGGAUUUGGACUGUGCAUUGAUCUGCAGCAGAAAAAAACUUGACUAGACUGGCCUGUUAUCUAUUAGUCUAGUCUGUGUAUUCUACUGCUCUGUUCUAAUAUCUGCCACUAUCCACUGGAAGUGACAGAUGAGGACCUUGACCAGCCUUUCUAACGUCUCUCCAGGCCCAUUUACACAGACCCAGUGAUCAGGAGGAAAGCCACAUGUCUGAAGUCAAAACAGAAACGGAUGAACAGAUAAGAGAUCAAAAUAAUAAAGUAGCGGGGGAAUCAGUCAGACAAAUUGUGUGAAUUUCUGAUUUCAUCAUCAUUAAACUUCAUCGUCAAUAAAUACGUUUACAGAUCCAGAGUAGGUUUCAUUUGGUUUAGCUGGUCCGGUCUACAAGCUUAAACCAGUUUGAUUUGAUGCCAACUGGACGAGCCUGCAUUUGCAUUAUGACAUGUUCUGGCAAAUUCAUAAAUAAGCCACGGCGCUUCAUCAGCGCCACAGUGUAAAUCCAAUUUGCAUUAGUAAUAAGCAAUAUGAAAGUGUGAUUAAAAUAAUAUUGUGUAUGUUUGACAAAGAGUCAAAUUAACUGCAUAGCUGAGAAAGUCUGCAACAAGAAGGAGAUCAAAUUGUAGUUUCAUUAGGGGUUGGAGGAGUAAUUAGGAGCCGCUGAGUAAAGUGGAACGCCCAUUAGAAAUAACAAUCAAUCUGUUCAGUGAUUGGCUUAAUAUCAAACCGGUUUGAAUUUGUUUUAUACCGGGCUAUGCCUAGUCUAGAGAUCUAAAUUGAAAAUCGAAUCAGCCUACUUUAUCAAGAAGAAAAAUGCUGUAUGACUGUAUAUGAACUGCAUUGUUAACAUCAUGGUAGGCUAGUAGUCAUCCAGGGCUUCUGCACAUCUUCAUAAUCACAAUCCUCUUCAUCACCAUGGAGCGCGGCUACGUGCACAGCAUGACGCAUAACACAUCUCACUUCAUGUUAUUUUGGAAAGAGUGACAUCUUUGUAUGUGUCUGACGAAUCCUUUCAUGAUAAUCAUCAGAACAAAACAUGUGCUCUAUAAUAGCAUCUCUGUCAUGAUUGCCAUGCUUUGGCUCUGACAUCACGCUGGUUAUUGUUAAUGGGGUCUGUGGUACACAGAUGCCAUCUCAGAUAUGUGUUUUUCCAGAUGUGUGUGCACAGGUUGUUAUUAUUCUCAUCAUGAUUGUUACAGUUCCUUGCAGAGAUGUAAGUUGGUAGAAGAGCCAAUAGACAGAGAACCUCGAAAACCGUUUGACCCAUCUCAGAAGACACAUCCCAAAAAAAGCAGAUUAAAAAAUAAAACGUCUUCACUUUUCUCCCUUCUGUGCUCUCCUCACUUUUUCUUUGGGCUUUACCUUUUGUAUGUGUACAUAAAGCAAUUUCAAAUCUUA
Gymnodraco acuticeps is the source of this 5782-nucleotide messenger RNA. RefSeq names its product leucine-rich repeat and fibronectin type III domain-containing protein 1-like protein. The transcript has 12 exons. Gene Ontology annotation, molecular function: protein binding. Bases 1370 to 3454 code for a protein of 694 amino acids. The record is from RefSeq and is a predicted model, not a curated record. NCBI's taxonomy places the organism in Eukaryota, Metazoa, Chordata, Actinopteri, Perciformes, Bathydraconidae.